AUGCCCAUGGCACAUCUCGACUACGACAUGCUCGAAGGCGUCUCUCAGUGCUCAACCAAUGGCACUCCUCUCACUACCUUCGAUACCGAAGGCAUAGACGAAGACGGCAUGGCGUCCUUCUGUCCUAAAUACGACCCCUUCAGAGUCCGACCUCAUGUUGCAUUCCUUCACCAAGGUCCCGGUCCUCGCGCGUGUCAAUGGACUCUUCAUCUGCAAUGUGCCGAUAGAGAUUGCGCGCCUGACGAUGAUCGAGAAGCUCUGCAAGGUCAUGGUGCAUCACAUGUCUCCAAAGGCAACCUGGUCAUCCUUAUACCCCAGGCAGCCUCUGAGCAGGCGCCUUUGUUGCCCCUCAGUGCUACCGAGAUUGCCAACGAGUUCGUGGUGAUCAGGGUCUCCCACGCCGAUCAGCCCAACACCAUGAACCAGAUCCCCAAGAAGCUGCUCACAGUUCGCCGCGACAUGAGGCUCGCGGCGCUGAAGUGGCUUCAGGAGCACAAUCCCCUCUAUCGCGAUGUCGGUAUCGACCACAAGGCCUUGCAGACAUAUCCUGUGAACGGACCUUUGCCUGUGCCCACCUUCGACAACAUCGCCUCCGCAUCUACGGCUGCCGUGGGCAGCUCGUACUUUACGUCCCUGCCGCCGCCGCCGAUGUCGAGAGUGUUGCAUCUUCCCAUCGCGCUUCCUCUUCACCUACUCCCUCCCCUCCCUCUGCUGGUGCACCGGAGCCCGCUCCUCAUGUCGCCGAUGGUGCUCCGAUCUCUACUCUGGAUGUAUAAGGCUGCAUGGAUGCCAAUUGCCAACAGCAUGACCCAUGUUGCUGACAGUCGGAAGAUAUCUGCCUUCAUGAGCAUCAAGAAUGGGGAGAAGUUCUUGGUGUAUCCCUCGGGCUCAACCCCUAUGCGCGAGUGGGCUUCCUCUGACACUUUUGCAGCCUUGCUCCCAGACCUCUUUCCUUAUGGCUGUGGCGUGUUUGAGGACCCCCUCCGCCCAAGCCCAAAGAAGGUGUCUUUUGCUGCUCAUGUGAACACCUUCUCAGCUAAAUAUAUGGAGGGCCGCAUAAUUGUAAACGUUAUGACUUGA
This is a messenger RNA of Cryptococcus amylolentus CBS 6039, 1080 nucleotides long. RefSeq lists its product as hypothetical. The transcript is spliced from 2 exons. Lineage: Eukaryota; Fungi; Basidiomycota; Tremellomycetes; Tremellales; Cryptococcaceae. The record is from RefSeq and is a predicted model, not a curated record. The coding region runs from base 1 to 1080 and encodes 359 amino acids.